Molecule: messenger RNA, 5910 nt
Organism: Schistosoma spindalis
Lineage: Eukaryota; Metazoa; Platyhelminthes; Trematoda; Strigeidida; Schistosomatidae
Source: the annotation of a GenBank genome assembly
GCUUUUUCAAGUUAGCGUCGUUGUGAUAUGCUUAAGGUAUUACAUAAUGUUUACAAGCACUAUAUUGAAGGAAAAAACGUUCUUUUUAUUUAAAUGGCUUUCAUUGAAGGUGUUAGGACAGUUAUUUAACCCAAAGUUUUUGUAUCCAAUUAUUGAAUGUGACGAAGUAAUCAAUUGUUUUUCAUCAUAUAAUAAAAUAUUAUGGUAGGGAAUAUGGGAAAUCAACCAAUCUUUUGUUGAUGGACUGUCAUCUUUUGAGCUUUACGCGGGUGUUCAUCGAAUUAUUGAUUUAAAAGUGCCUUCACAAGGCUUUUCUAGUUUACUUGAUGAACUGACACAUUUUUCAGGUGGUCGACAAUUGAUACUGGAUCCAGCUGUACUAGAAUCAUAUUCACAUGAAUUAAUGCAAAUGACAAAAGAUACCAAACCUAUUUAUUGCAAAAGUGAAGUUUUACAAGGUCCUUACAUCGUCCAACCCACUGAUUUGAUAUAUCCAAAUUCUGGAUUACAAAAUGAGGAUAGUUCACAGUCUGUUAAUCAAUUAAAUCUAAUUUGGUUAGCAUCACAUAUUGCUUUAAUUGAAAUGAUUUUACGAACUUACUUGUUGAACACAAUUACACCAGUGACAUUGAUUGAUGCACUAAGCAUUAUUACUGGAUGUAAUUUGAAAGAGCAUUCAAUAAAAGGACUUCAAGGUGCUGAUGGUGCAUUAUUUUGGUUAGUUACAGUAGCUGCUAGAACAGUUACAAUUUUAGGCAUAAAUGAUUGCACAGAAUGGCUGACUCAUCAUUUGACUGGUAAAGAGAAUUUGAAAAAAGAACAAUCUGAAUCUUCUUGUGAUUCGACGUAUACAAUAAAUACAGACUCUUUGAAAGAGUCAGCGGAUAAAUUCCUCAGAGGAUUAGCAAUGGCCAAUCUUGUUGCAUUAACCUUCCAUUUCUAUUGUCCUGAACUAGCACCAGCUGAAGAUUUUUUAUUUAAUUUUCCGUCAACUGGAGAAAUGGAACCAGCAGCUUCACAUCAUAAUGCUCGUGCAAUUGCUUUAAUAUGCCAAAAGAAUAUAGAUUUAUACAAUGUUUUAUUUCUGAUGCCAGAUUCAUGUAAUGGAAAUAUAAUUCGUUUAAAUGAUUCAGGUUCAACAACAUUGAAUACAUUAAAUUUAUUAGGAUUUUGUUCACAAGGUUUGGCUAGAUCACCAACACAUAGACGUUUACAACAUGCAGCAAUGGCGGGUGAACUUUUUGUUUGGUUUACAUCACGUCUACCAAAUCGUGAAAUAAAUUCAAUUAUACCGUCUACAAUAAAUUACACAAGGCAUAUGUAUGAAAAUACCCAACAGUUUCAAGAGGGAUUCACUGGGUCGAAGUGUAAGACAAGUGAUACUGAUGAUAAUCAAAUCAAUAUGAUACCAUUAGAUGAAGUAAAUGAUGAUAGUAAUUCAGCUUCUGGUAGAGGAACUUAUCGACUUGAUGAAACUUUCAAUGAACAUCAAAGACAAGUGGAACAAUCAAAAAAACAAAAUCUACAGACAAGUUAUUUCAUUCGAUCAAAAACUAUACGUUUAAACAAGAAUCUGUCAGAUGUUGAAAAAUUGAACAGUAAACUUGAAGGGCUUUCAACUAAACAAUUAAUAAAUUCAAAAACUGGUGGUAUAUAUUUUCCUGUUGAUUCAACUGAUACACCAAAAAAUGAAGAGAAUGAACAAGGUAAUGAAGAAAAUGAAGACGAAUCACAAAAUGCACCGACAAAAUGGAAUCCUUUAGAAGCAUUAUUUAAGCCUAAUGUGCUUAAUGAAUCAAGUGAAGUAUUUAUGAACAUCCCAUCUACCGAAAAUCAUGUAGCUGAGACGGAAUGUACUGAUCAUCGUAGUUCGGAAGUAAUGUCAUAUUAUCCAGUGGUUGACUAUCAGUUUCCAAACACAACUCAGGGUAAUAUAUUGAACUGUAAACUAACAAAUGUUGAUACUGCUCAUGUAACGACUACAAAAAAAUCCCAAUAUUUUAAAGAAAAUCCUGUUACAGAAGAAGCACAGGAGCCUUACAGUUCACCGAAAAUCGAUUCCAAAUCUUUUAGACAUAGUAGAUCAUUGUCACAUAAUAGAAUGAUGCCUACUUACUCAUCAUCUCAGCAUAAAUUGCAAAGAUAUGAAGAUUUUAAUCCUUCUAGAAAAUCACGUUAUCAAAUUUCCCAUUCCAGAAAACACCCAAUUGACCAUCAUGAUAAAAACAGUCGGUUUUUUAAAUGGCGUCAUAGACCUUCCAGAAAAAAGAACAAUUUUACACCUGACAACAUCGAUGGUUAUUCAGAUUCUGAUCUAAAUACUGUAUAUUAUAAUAGGAACAAUAUAGAAUAUUCAUCAACUGACUGUUCCAGCAGUUCAGAGCAAAGUCCUGAAGUUCUUGGUGAAGGAAUAUAUUCGAAUUAUUCAGGCCAAAAACGACACGAUCAUUGUCCAACUUUUGUUCAUAAUGCAGACUCAAGAAGAACUUUAACACAAAAUGAACGAAGAAAAUUGUAUAAUCGUGAAAGAAGUAAGCGAAGACAAAGAAAUGUUCCAGCAACUGUCAAUCAACCAUACUUUUAUGGCUCUCAUCCUGUUCAACAACAAGUUCACUGUUUUUAUCCUUACGAAACUGCAAACCAGAAGGUAUAUACCGAUAUACACUGCCUACCUUACGCUCCAGUACAACCAACUUGGAUUCGUCCUCCAUUAAUAACAAAUACUUUAAAUCCUUAUCCGUUUUAUGCAACCAAUCAGCCGACAUUUGUGGGAUCACCAUCAGUUACAGUUGUACCCCGAUUACAUAGUACAAGUCCUCUGUCAUUUUCGCAUCCAAAUAAUGCUGAUCAGCUCUUAGUAUAUAAUUUGAAUGAACAAAAUGUAAUAGUACCAGAGUCAAAUAAUCCUAAUGUACACAUAAUCACAGAAGCAGUAGUAUCAACCGAAUCAAUCAAUUUGCAAACGGAAGAUUGCUCACCUGUACCAAAUCAAAAUCAGCUUGAAUCUAGAUCAUAUCCAGUUCCACAACAUGAAAUCAUAUCUAAUCAAAAUUUUGAAUCAAAUUCUGUUACAUUAAAUAAUUCUCCAACAAUUCAAGUACCUGUAUAUUAUUCUCAGGCUGAAUCAUUUUUUAUUCCGUUUGAAACUGAUUCAUCAAAUGUAUCAAGUACAUUUCACCAUAAGCAUAAUUCAAAAUUUAAAUCGAAAAAUAAAUCUGUAACAAAUCAGAAGUUAAUAGAAAACUUUACUGAACUGAAACAUUCGGAUGCUUUUGAUAAUGAUGUUAAUAAUUUAGAUGGUAUGAGUUUGGAACCAAUCAAUGUAGUAAUAUCAACCGCACAAUUGGAAAAUUAUCAAUUAUCAGGUUCUAACAGAAUCACAUCAAGUUCUGAUACUAUGGAACAGUCAAAAAAUAACAUUCAUAUAACUCCUGAUCAGUAUGUAAAUAAUUGUAAAUCUAAACAAUCCGAAAAACAAAUACAAGAAUCUAUUCGUCCAAGAAAAGAUAGUAUUUUACCAACUUAUUUAGAGAAACGAUCCAUGAAAGCAUAUAAAAAGGAAAUAAAUAGUUCAGAGAAUUCUAGAUUAUCUUCGGGAAAAUCACAAAUAACUUCAAAUAUGAAAGAAAAUUCGUCUAAAAUCAAUGAAAAUGUUGUAAAUACAACUAAAGUAAUAAUUCCUAUUCAUCAAAGAAGAACUGCUAGUGUCUCACGAACAAUAGGAGUCGUUAAGCCUAAUUUUAAUGGGGGACAAAGAAGACAUACACAAGAUGAAUUGUCUUUAUUAGAUAUUAAAUCAGAAAGUCACAUUAUUGAAACUGGAUCUUCUAGUGAUUUGAAAUUAUUUGUUCAACUACAAACAAAAUCAAAUCGUCGAGCUAUUUCAAAUGCAUUGAACUAUUGUUGUUUAGCAGGACCGGUAAACGAAACAAUGAAAAGAACUGCACUUGAAGCUCUUGGAUGUUCAGAUGGUAAACAUUUCAUAAUUCUUUUAAAAAGUCAAUGUCAGUACGGUGGAUUAUAUAAUUAUUUACCAGUUAUUGAAAAAGCGAUUCGUAUUAGUGGAACAGGACCUAGUAAAAUUGAAAAUGAUAUGGUUGAUAAAUACUAUAAGUUAGUUGAUUAGAUUAUAAAUUUCUAUAAUUGUCCUACGGUUUAUUUGCAUUUGAUCACUUUCAAAUCGUAAUUGCACAAUUUCAUUUAUUUGGUUGUUUUUAAAUACCAGUAAAUUUCAUGUGACUAGUGUUUAAUCCAUUCAGCUUUCAAUUAACAGACUACAAGCUCACACACGUUUUAAUUUGAACAGUUUUAUACCAUCACUCCCCUUUACAUAAUCACUGUAAUUCAAGGCUGAAUAUUCGGCUGUACAUAAAUUUGAUUUUCAAGUUAGAUAACUGAUACUAUCUAGUUAAAUAUCAUAACUUCCGUCAUCCAUAAUAUAUACGGACACAACUGCAUUUGGUUUUCAUUAUGGAAUGGUAAACCACUAAGAACCACGAGAUAAUGACUGGAGCCCUCAUCCUAAUUUGGGAGCUCGUAGGGGCGUUCCUUUAAACUCCACACAACACGGUAUCUACUAAUAUAUUGUGAUCUGUGGUCUAUUCAUUAUAUUAUGUAACUAUCAUUUACUACCAUUGAUGGCAUCUGUAUGGCUUUCAAUAUGGCUGGACUAAACGAAGUUUCACCAGCAUUUUGUAAAUUUAUUUGAAAGUCAUUGUUGAGAUUUGGGUUCCCGGAAAUUAUUAAAUUGCUUUAUAAAAAUUAUUAAUUAUUGUACAAUCGUUCAGCGUACACAAGUUCUCGAUGGUUCCCCAAUUAAUAUCAUGCUUAUAUUAUACCAAUAAUAAUGAAUCUAGUAUUAUUUUACUGCCUUCGUCAAUUGAUUGGUAGGCUACUUCGAUUCCUAUGUCCCCAAACUUCCAAUCAAAACGCUAACAGAUUAAAUGAGUGAUUACCAGUACGAACGUUAUUUACAGUCACGACUCACAUUCUUAUGUAGAUAAAUUACAAGAUCACAACGGAUAGUUAACAGCAGUCCUCAAUAGGUACACCGCUAGAACAUUCGUGAUACAAAUCUGAGUAAUUACUGUACGGUUUACUGUCAUUAAUGGAUUGACAAAAGACUUUCCAAUCGUUAAUGAAUUGAAUGAAAGCUUACAAUUAAGAUAAUACGAAAAUGCCAUGAACCAAUUACUUAGUAAAUACGCAGAAAAUAUGUAGGUUAAUUUCCGUAAAAAUUGUUUCCCGACUCUUAUAAUCGCCUUUUCACGUUUCUUCUUAACAAGUUAAAGAAAAAAAUUACUUUGAUAGUUUUUUUUAACUAUUUGUAUCUCUUUAUGUCCACUUAAGAUAUGAUAGUGGAUUGAAAAGAUUUGUUGAAAUCAAUUCCACAUCACAUAUGUCAACUAUUAUCGAUGCAAUACAACUACAUGGACGAUCACGUAACUAUUCUACAAAAUCGUAUGCAGCACAAACAACAAAUUCAGCUAAAUGUCCUCUACAUGCAAAAUAAAAACUUUUAAAGUAAAAAUCAAAUUAAUUUAUAAAAAGUGCAUUCCUUUACAUUACAUCACUUGUUUCGGUCACUAUCUCGUAAAUAAAUACAUGUUAUUGCACUGCCAAAUAAACCAAACAAACAGACAAACACGUAACGUUGAAGAAAUACAAAUAAAUAACAAAUAUGAAGUGUUUCAGCUUUAUUUAGAUUUAUUUUUCUUUAUGUCAAUAUUUUUCCUCAGUAAAAUAUUGAAGCAAUCAGAAUUGUUGUCUGUAAAUUUAAAAUGUAAUUUUGUUUAAUUAUAGAAUGAAAAUUCAUGGAUUAUAAUCAUGAAUAUUAAGUUAACAUGAUGCCUCCGAGUAGCUUGAAGAAAACGUUUAGCAAUAUUCAUUCAUAUAAUGUAGUUGUAAACA